Pseudogymnoascus destructans is the source of this 771-nucleotide messenger RNA. RefSeq lists its product as uncharacterized. The transcript is spliced from 4 exons. NCBI's taxonomy places the organism in Eukaryota, Fungi, Ascomycota, Leotiomycetes, Thelebolales, Thelebolaceae. The record is from RefSeq and is a predicted model, not a curated record. The coding region runs from base 167 to 583 and encodes 138 amino acids.
AGCUUCAAAAAUUAUUCGAUAACAACUGGUAAAAGUCAAGUAUAUACAGUCUCUUUCAUUCAUCUAAGUGUGUGCAAAAAGUCCGUUUUCCCUGUUUUUCGUUAUUACACCCCAACUCUCAAGUUGUCACCCGCAACCUUCACGAGUCCAAGUUUGACAGGCGGCUAUGUCUUCUCCUAGCGACAACGAAGAGAUGAGCCCAGAUGGCAUCAAUUCGAUCUACCAUGUUCGGAGGGCUGAACAAAUUCUUGCAGCUGGCAAACGAAAGAAGGAAGCCAAGCUGAAGGCCAUCGAGAAAGAGUACACACAGAGAGUCGAGAAGGCACACACCAGCUUUCAGGAAUUCCUUCAGGCUCAUAAUGUAAGGGUCUCGGAAGCUCAGAAUGCGCAAAUGAAAAGCCUCAACCACGCCCUCCAUAAACGCCAAGAUGUGGAAAUCGACAUCUGGAAGCAACUCAAGGCUCUCGAGAAGUCAAGAAGAGCACUCGCAAAGCUUCUGAUCGAGGUGUGCCAUGCGCGCUUGGAAUCUACGGCCGAGAUCGGUACGACAGGACGCGUGGCAGAGAAGGCACCCAAGCUGUGACCAGAGGCGGCCGGAAAACUCCCACACUCUAUAUUGCUAUACAAACUUUGCUAAAUUCACCAACAUACGUAAGAAAGAUAUGCAUACGGGAGAGGACUCUUUAGGAAUGCGAUUACUAUAUGAAUACACGGCCUGGACGUCAAAUUGUGGGCUUGUUUUGCAUCACAACCUGUGAUAAUAGAGCUGCU